Messenger RNA from Eublepharis macularius, 1266 nucleotides. RefSeq names its product G protein-coupled receptor 83 (gene GPR83). The record is from RefSeq and is a predicted model, not a curated record. Lineage: Eukaryota; Metazoa; Chordata; Lepidosauria; Squamata; Eublepharidae. The transcript is spliced from 4 exons. The coding region runs from base 1 to 1266 and encodes 421 amino acids. Gene Ontology annotation, molecular function: neuropeptide Y receptor activity. Gene Ontology annotation, cellular component: membrane. Gene Ontology annotation, biological process: neuropeptide signaling pathway.
AUGGUUUUUUAUUAUAUGUGUCUUUCCUUCCCUUUCUUGGUGAAUGCUCUUGAGAGAUCAGCAGUGGCCAACGGAAGUUUUGGAAGAUCUGUUGAAAUACCUAACAUCUCUCUCUUUUUUUCUUGGACGAAUUAUACCCUUGUCGAUUGGCAGAGCUUUUUGGAGGGGAGAAAAUAUGGAACGGGAUCCCAAAAUAUUGUUGUGAAGUCCCUUCUUGUUGUGGCAUACUCCUUUAUCAUAAUAUUCUCACUCUUCGGCAACGUCUUGGUCUGUCAUGUUGUGAUCAAAAACAAAAGGAUGCAUUUCGCAACCAGCCUCUUCAUUGCGAAUCUUGCUGUAGCAGACCUUAUGAUCACGUUUCUCAAUACUCCAUUUACUUUGGCUCGCUUUGUAAACAGCACGUGGAUAUUCGGGAAGGGGAUGUGCCACGUCAGUCGCUUUGCGCAAUACUGCUCCCUCCACGUGUCGGCUUUCACCCUAACAGCCAUCGCAGUGGACAGACAUCAGGUGGUAAUGCAUCCCCUUAAACCUCGGAUUUCCACUACCAAAGGUCUCGUUUCUAUUGGCGUCAUAUGGAUCAUGGCCGCCUGCUUCUCUCUCCCACAUGCGAUCUAUCAGAAGUUAUUCAUAUUUGAAUACAGCCGGGAAGUCACCCGAUACUUGUGCCUCCCCGAUUUCCCUGAACCAGCUGAUCUAUUCUGGAAGUACCUGGACUUAGCAACAUUCAUUCUACUCUAUAUUCUGCCCCUCAUCAUUAUCUCCAUGACCUAUAUGAGUGUUGCCAAGAGACUCUGGCUCCGCAACGCCGUUGGGGAUGUGACUGUAGAGCAAUAUUUUGCCCUUCAGCGAAAGAAAAAGACAACCAUUAAGAUGCUGAUACUGGUGGUGGUGAUCUUCGCUGUCUGCUGGUUCCCCCUGAACUGUUACGUUGUCCUCCUCUCCAGCCAAGUGAUCCGCACCAACAAUGCUCUCUAUUUUGUUUUUCACUGGCUUGCCAUGAGCAGCACUUGCUGCAACCCUUUUAUAUACUGCUGGCUCAAUGAGAAUUUCAGAGCAGAGUUGAAGAAUUGCCUCAAUGUCUGCCAGAAGAUCCCAGGUUUUGGGGGCCAAAGGCCUCCGCCUUCUACUGCUCUGUCCUACAGAACAGCCUGGCCAGACAAUAACAACUGCAAGGGGUCGCAGGUCUCCCGUGGCCUAUUGGCAUUCCAGUUCCAGUCAGGAAAAACGGACUUGAUGUCUGUUGAGCCUAUUGUUGCUAUGCGUUGA